AGAAAGAAAAGGUCGAAUUCAAGAUAGAUUCAUAGUAAUGCAGCCCCAGUCAGGUUUCGACACGUGGCAUCACGUGUCGUAUAGACAUUCCGCGUACGUUUAGUCUUUGCCUCUUUCCCCUUUGAUAAUACAAACUCCUUUUUGGUAAUUUUGUUUCUCCUCUCUCAUUAUCAUUCUCACAAAGCGUCCACGGGGUUCAUUUGCUUACAAAGAGCUAAGAAGACUCGAGAACAUCACAGAGUCGCAAAUAAUUCGAAACCCAGAAAAAGAGGCACGAAGAACACUUUAUUCAGAGAAUCAAGAAACCGCUUAAUAGAGUCAGUAUAUUAAACAAGAUGGUGAGUGAAGGAGGAGGAUCAGUUAGCCUAUGCUUCGAGAAGAUGGAAGGAAUCGUGAUCACCGAGUGGAAAGACAUCCCUGUGGAGCUUCUCAUGAGGAUCCUUAACCUUGUUGAUGAUCGGACGGUCAUCAUUGCUUCUGGUGUUUGCUCUGGCUGGAGAGAUGCUAUCUCCUUUGGUCUCACUCGUCUCUCCCUCUCUUGGUGCAAGAAGAACAUGAACGGUUUGGUUCUGUCUCUAGCUCCAAAACUCGGUAGGCUUCAGACUCUAGUACUAAGACAAGACAAACCGCAACUCGAAGACAACGCAGUGGAAGCCAUAGCGAAUCACUGUCACGAGCUACAAGAUCUUGACCUAAGCAAAAGCUUGAAACUCACUGACCAUUCCCUCUAUUCUCUAUCUCGCGGUUGCACUAACCUCACUAGCCUCAACCUUAGCGGCUGCACUUCGUUCAGCGACUCUGCUCUGGCGUACUUGACAAGGUUUUGCAGGAAGCUCAGAGUUCUGAAUCUUUGUGGUUGUGUGGAAGCUGUAUCAGAUAACGCAUUGCAGGCUAUUGGAGAGAACUGUAGUCAAAUGCAGUCGCUAAACUUGGGGUGGUGUGAGAAGAUAAGUGAUGAUGGAGUCAUGAGUUUAGCUGAUGGCUGUCCUGAUCUAAGAAGCCUUGAUCUUUGUGGCUGUGUACUUAUUACAGAUGAGAGUGUGGUGGCUUUGGCGAAUCGCUGUGUACACUUGAGGUCAUUAGGGCUAUACUACUGCAGAAACAUAACCGACAGGGCCAUGUACUCGCUGGCUCAGAGCGGAGUGAAGAACAAACAUGAGUUGUGGAGAUCAGUAAAGAAAGGCAAAUUCGAUGAAGAAGGACUAAGAAGCCUUAACAUUAGCCAAUGCACUUACCUCACACCUUCAGCGGUUCAAGCGGUCUGCGAUACUUUCCCUGCGCUCCACACUUGUUCAGGCAGGCAUUCACUUGUUAUGAGUGGUUGUCUGAACUUAACCUCGGUUCAUUGUGCUUGCAUCCUCCAGGCUCACCGCGCACACACACACUCUGCUUUACCUCACUCUGCUCAUUGAACUAGUGUGUAAAGACAAGAGGGGCCCUCUCUCUCUCUCCCUGGGCAUGUGUACAUACAAGCCUAGAGGUUAAAUAAAUAAAGGCUUGUUUGUUUGAGUUUUUUUCUUCCAAUCUUUGACCAUGCAAGUUAACCGUGAACUGAGUACAAAGUAAAUUACCUUUUCAGUUCUAACAAAUUUAUAAACAUCUGCAUGCAUAGAAUCUUCUGUAAUUGUUCCAUCAAUAAUAUAUAAAUAUCCAGACUCCAGAUUACCUA
Raphanus sativus (radish) is the source of this 1669-nucleotide messenger RNA. Its product is annotated as F-box protein SKP2B. NCBI's taxonomy places the organism in Eukaryota, Viridiplantae, Streptophyta, Magnoliopsida, Brassicales, Brassicaceae. Gene Ontology annotation, cellular component: SCF ubiquitin ligase complex. Gene Ontology annotation, molecular function: protein binding. The transcript has 5 exons. Bases 336 to 1412 code for a protein of 358 amino acids. The record is from RefSeq and is a predicted model, not a curated record. Gene Ontology annotation, biological process: SCF-dependent proteasomal ubiquitin-dependent protein catabolic process.